Sitophilus oryzae (rice weevil) is the source of this 1530-nucleotide messenger RNA. RefSeq lists its product as uncharacterized. Gene Ontology annotation, molecular function: nucleic acid binding. NCBI's taxonomy places the organism in Eukaryota, Metazoa, Arthropoda, Insecta, Coleoptera, Curculionidae. The coding region runs from base 1 to 1530 and encodes 509 amino acids. The transcript has a single exon. The record is from RefSeq and is a predicted model, not a curated record. Gene Ontology annotation, biological process: DNA integration.
AUGUGUGAAUCUGUCUACAGUGAAGAAAAACAAACAUCUCUCCAUGUUGCAUUAGAAGAAGAUAUCAUAUGCGAUUUGCUACACAAGUUUUCUUCGAUACGUAAAAUUCAAAGAGUUUUAGCCUAUGUUUUAAGAUUUUUCCUUAAAUCUAAAGAUUCACUGCAAAGUAAAACCUCUUUUAUUUCAUCUUCUGAAAUGCAUAAAUCAUUGAUUUAUAUUAUUCGACAUGUUCAACGAAAGACCUUUUCAGACAUUAUAGAUAAAAUUCUAUCAAUUGCUUUACUUCCUAAACCUUUUCGGAAACUCGUACCUUUCUUGGACUCGGAAGGUCUUGUCAGGGUGGGUGGCAGACUUAACAAUAGCAACUUCACGUACGAUGUAAAACACCCUAUAUUAUUGCCUAAAUCACACAGACUUACUGAUUUGAUUAUUGAGUGGAUUCAUCAAGCAAACCUUCACCCAGGUUUAAAGACACUGCACUGUUUAAUACUUCAACAAUUUUGGAUACUAUCUCCACGAAGUUCUAUAUACAAAUGUUUAAAUCGAUGUAUUCGUUGCUUUCGCUGUAAACCUAAAUCAUACAAUCCUUAUAUGGCUGAUUUACCAUCGUUACGUAUUUCACAAUUGAAAGCAUUUUCGUCCAUUUGUAUUGAUUUUGCAGGUCCCUUUUCUCUAACAAUGCAUCGAUACAGAAAAGCCAAGAUCUAUAAGGGAUAUGUUUGUGUUUUUGUAUGUUCAGCUACCAAAGCAAUACAUCUUGAAGCUACUUCAGACCUUACUUCUGAGGCUUUUUUGGCCGCUUUUAAGCGUUUUGUUUCGCGUCGUGGCAGAUGUUCUUUUAUUUCUAGUGAUCAAGGUACUAAUUUCAAAGGUGCCAGCAACCAAAUGCUUCAAUUCGUCCAGGUUGCGGCUCAAGUUUUAUCCAUUACUUGGAAAUUUAAUCCACCCGGCAGUCCUCACUUUAAUGGCCUGGCCGAAGCCGGUGUAAAAUCUAUGAAAUCUCAUUUAUAUCGAACAAUCGGCUCUCAGAUUUUGACAUAUGAAGAAUUCUCCACUAUUCUAACCCAAAUUGAAGCAGUGCUGAAUUCUCGGCCAUUAUCGGUUAUAAGUGCCGAUCCCAAUGAUUUACAACCAUUAACUCCCGGUCACUUUCUGACCUUAGAACCUUUAACAAUUGGUUUUCCAGAACCUGAUCUGACCUCUAUCCCUCUUAAUAGAUUGUCUAGAUGGCAACUAAUUCAACGUAUGCAUACUGAUUUUUGGAAACGUUGGUCUCAGGAGUAUGUACAUUUAAUGCAAGAACGGCAUAAAUGGACCGAACCUACUCCUGAAAUAAAAUUGAAUUCAUUAGUUCUGAUCAAACAUGAAACAAAAUCUCCGUUAUCUUGGGAAUUGGGUAGAGUCAUAAAGCUUCAUCCCGGAAAAGUCAAUAUUGAUCGUGUAGUUACAAACACUUACAGUACACUUAAAACUGCACAUGGGAUAUUACAAAGACCAGUUGUCAAAAUUUGCCCUUUACCUGGCAACUAA